Diabrotica balteata is the source of this 289-nucleotide messenger RNA. The record is from the annotation of a GenBank genome assembly. Lineage: Eukaryota; Metazoa; Arthropoda; Insecta; Coleoptera; Chrysomelidae.
UAAGGUUUGAAUGCGCGAACUCCUUAUAAAAUCUGAAACAUCGCGGGAGCGACAAAUCUUAUUUAUUGUAAGGAGAAUAUUUGAGUUGUGCGGUUGAUAAGUUUUUUUGUGUCGUUACAUAUUAGCUAUUUUUAAAAUGUCUGCAUCACCCAUGGCUAGACAAGCGGUUGAAAGUAAGGCGAUUCCAAUUAGGAGAGUGUUAAUUAAUGAUCAUUCCGAGUUACCUGCACAUUAUUCCUCAACUCCCGGUGGAACUCUCUUUUCGACUACACCUGGAGAAACAAGAUAA